UUUCACUUUGCACAAUGCAGAUCAACAUCAUCGCCGCGGUGCCCCGCAACCGCGUCAUCGGCCGGAAUGGGUCGCUGCCGUGGUCGCUGCCCAAGGACUGGAACUACUUUCUCAACACGGUCAAGGGCCACGUCUCGAUCAUGGGCAAAACGUGCUUCGACGAGUUCGCGGCCGGCCCCGCGUACCCCGCCAUUGUCGUCUCCCGGACGCUCGUCGAAGCCGGCAAGACGCCGCCGCACACGAGCCUCGCAUGCAGCUACGAAGAGGCGCUCGAUAUUGCGCGCAACCAAGGUGUGAACGAGGUUUGGAUUCUCGGCGGCCAACGCAUCUACACCGAGGCGCUGGCCUCGGCCGACAAGCUCUACAUCACGCGCAUUGACGCUGAGUACGACGGUGACACGUACUUUCCCGAGUGGGACAAGCAUUUUACCGUGUGCGAGUCGCGCGUUGAAGACGAAGACAACGGCGUCCAGCUCGCGUUUGAAGUGUGGUCGAAAUCGGCUGCAAAGUAGGUCGACCUAAAUGCGCACCGUAGUAUUGCCCGGCUACGAGGUCACUAUAUACUAAUUAACGACUCGUAUCUCCGCCACGGACUGGGUCGUAAGAGACGCUGUGCCUGAACUCGCACAGGAGCAUUCGACCCGCUUGUUUUUCACGCACCAAGAGGGACGAAGUAACAAGCAUGUCCACUAUUGAUCAG
Messenger RNA from Saprolegnia diclina VS20, 700 nucleotides. RefSeq names its product dihydrofolate reductase. Bases 15 to 512 code for a protein of 165 amino acids. The transcript has 2 exons. Gene Ontology annotation, molecular function: NADP binding; dihydrofolate reductase activity. The record is from RefSeq and is a predicted model, not a curated record. Lineage: Eukaryota; Oomycota; Saprolegniomycetes; Saprolegniales; Saprolegniaceae. Gene Ontology annotation, cellular component: mitochondrion. Gene Ontology annotation, biological process: glycine biosynthetic process; tetrahydrofolate biosynthetic process; dihydrofolate metabolic process.